AUGGAGAUUCGUUGCUGCUUUUGCUGUGAGGACUAUCGAAUAGUGAUAGAGGACGAGUACUCGGGAACACCGGGCAGUGAGUACACGUGUUGUCAGGGCACUGUUCACAUAAAGACAGCCACAAUGUACGUGGGCAUUUCCGCGUUGAUCCUCUCGGCUUUCUCGACGAUUUGCAUGUUUUUCGGGAUCUAUUCAGUCAAUCUCUGGUUGGAUAUCAUUCUGAUCGUUGUGAACACAGUGGUCGCCAUUCUAUUAUUGAUUGGGAUUUACUAUGAGAAAGCAUGGAUGAUGAUUCCGUUUAUUAUCACCGAGAUCAUCCAAUGCGUUCUUUUCUUUUCCCUCGCCAGCUACACUCUCUAUUAUAUGCUCAAAUUUAAACAAGAUCGAUUCCGGAGAUUUGAUCAAAUUCUAAUGGUUAUUUCAAUCUAUGUGGGAAUUGUGAUUUGUGGAUCGGCAAUCUGGGCAGCAGCAAAAUGUUUUCAUUAUCUAAAAGAUAAAGAAAAAAAUCCAUCGGAAAGCCGAGUACAACAAGAUCGACGGCCGACAAUUGACACGUCAAUCCAUGUAGAAUGCGGUAUGAAUGGCACUGGCUAUUGGUUG
Molecule: messenger RNA, 600 nt
Organism: Mesorhabditis belari
Lineage: Eukaryota; Metazoa; Nematoda; Chromadorea; Rhabditida; Rhabditidae
Source: the annotation of a GenBank genome assembly